Messenger RNA from Trypanosoma theileri, 2538 nucleotides. RefSeq lists its product as uncharacterized. The transcript has a single exon. The record is from RefSeq and is a predicted model, not a curated record. The coding region runs from base 1 to 2538 and encodes 845 amino acids. NCBI's taxonomy places the organism in Eukaryota, Euglenozoa, Kinetoplastea, Trypanosomatida, Trypanosomatidae.
AUGGACACUUUGGCGUAUGUCUGCAGGGAACGAGACGCUAAUGCGGUUCGCCUUGAGGUUCCACUUAUAUCCGUCAAGGCAACGGCAUUCAGCGGCGGCAGCAAUACUAAUAAUAAUAAUAAUAAUAAUAACAACAACAAUGAAAAUAAUAAUGGCGAGGAGGUGCCUGCAUUACUCGCCUCGCACCGUAAAUUGCUGUGUAUGAACAUGAAACAACCAAACCGACUGCGUGUACUUAAUCGAAAGGGAAAGUACGCUGAGACGGAUGUACACACACCUGUGUUGCGUCAUUUGGUCUCAUCUGAGGGACAUCUUGAUCAUUGUGCCUUCUUCGCUGUUGGCGGGAGUGAAGUGGUGCGGCUUCGGCCCGUAAACCAAGCAAAUGGAGAGAUCAGCAUUCAACUGCGUGAGUUGAAUUUGCAAGAGGAACUCUAUGGUGUUGCUGUUGGCAAUGGUGAUAUGGCAUAUGCACUUGGUAGGAACCACGUGUUCGAAGUGAAUAUGGAAACUGCAACGAAAGGGGCGGUUAUAGAUCUCACUUCCAGAACCGUUGUAAAAUACCCUGUUAUUGCAUAUCAUCAUGAGACACAAUUAUUACUAACACCGGCGAAGAGUAAUUGUCUCGAUCUCAUUUCCGUUACAACACGUAAGAGUGUACUUCCAAAGGUGUGGGAACCACAUGCAAAUGCUGUUCCAACGGCAGCCUUUUUCUUGCAGCAACGUACUUUUUCCAAUGAACCAGACGGUAAUGUGUAUAUUGUCACCGCUGCGCGUGGUAACUCUGAACUUCGUCUUUGGUGUUAUAAUAAGGAAACACGUACUUUUUCGCUUAAACAAGAUAUCUGUAUCUCAUAUGAUAAUAAUGAUACAGGGGCGGCAAAUACUAACCGUGUCCAUCCGGCACAAUCAGAGGGAGAAAACUCCUUCCUUAUCAGCUGCACACCUUCUGAGGAGUACAUCACACUCUGUUCACGAGAACACGCUAUUGCUGUUGUAGUUCAACUACAUCGCAGUAGCUUUAAGGUAGAUCGUAUUACUUCAUGGAAAUUGCAGGGUCCAACUCUCAGCAGUGUGGCGACGGUAGGCAAAGUGGCGGAAUCCAAUGUCAGUGCCUCCGUGGAGUAUCAAGUUAUGUUAACAAUUCGCACUGCCACUGGAUUUUACGAGGAGAUUCUUGAUGUUGAGAAACUUGCUGGUGCCUCCAACACUGCCGCUAUGAAACAGGCAUCCAUUGCGACGUGGUUUCCAUCUGUUGAGACAAGUGGUGCUGGUGCUGUUGGCGACACGGCGGUGGGAGUUCCCACGGCGUUGACUUCCGUCUCUUCUUCUGUUUUAGGUGAUAAGAUGACAAAUGCGGUUCCACAAUCAGUGGCCUCGAGAAUAGUGCGACAACAGGCAUUACAGUUCUGUGAUACAUUACGUAGCAUUGAUGAAGGUGUGGUGGGUCUGCAGAAACGGGCCUCGGAGGCAAUGCAACUCUUUCAAGAUGCCCGCGCCAGAGAGGAAGCACAGACCAUUGGUCGUAAAUUCGCCGUACGUAAUAAAGGCCGUCUGGAGCUUGAACUCGAACAACAACAACAACAAGAAAGACGACAAACACCACAAACACCUGGAACUGUCAGUGCCGCACAAAAGGAACUGUUGGAGCAAAUACAUUCCAUUGUGGAGGAAGUGGAAACACUCACCGCAGGGUCAGCUUCAGAUGUAGUGAAGGCGUUACUUUCUCGACGUUUGAAGGAUUCAGUGGCGAAAGGAGCAAAAGAAGCCGAGCAGAUUGAAUUAAGUACACUGGUGCCUAGCAUUCGAUCCACUGACAGUAUGAGAAUAUUUAACAAUGGUGUUGAUGCCGCUAUGCGAACACUUGUUCGUGCUAUUAAAGAUCAUCAUGCAAUGAUGCAAACAUCUCUCAGCGUUACGACCAAUUCCUCCAAUGAUUGCAUUUCUAAAGCGAAAACCUUUAAUGAAUCACUUAAACGUGAGAUGCAACAACUGAAAAAUGAACUCAAGGAGACAAUUGAAGUAGUCUCUCAAGUGAAUAUUGAUACAACUCCUGUUCCAGUUGAUCCGGAUGUUCUUGUAGCCCGUGCUGUGGAACUUGCGGAGGCUGGUGAGUGGGGUACUGCUCUUACAGUAGUGCUAGAGGCUUCUGAUAUUACAGUCUUAUUGGCAUUCCUUGAGAGUAAGGUGUGUGUUGAUAAUAAAGCCACUAUGGUCAGUCCUCAAACACUUACAUUACCAACAUUUCUCAGUCUUUGUCUACAGCUUUCUUUUGAAUUGGGCGAGCAACCAGGAAGUAUUCCUCUGCGUAUUCAAUUACUACAUGCAUUCUAUGUGGAGUGGGAUGACACAUUAAAAGAAAUGAAACGACAAGCGGCAUUGGAUAAAAACCACCAGAAACCAAUGUUUGAAUUAACGAAACAGGAACUACAGAGCGUUGCGGAACAAUUGGCGGCUGUUCAAGAUAAUUCCAUCGAUCGUCGAAGCCGUAACAACCUCCGCUUACUAAAAAAACUGAUAGGCUCUUUGAUUGCAGAAUAA